CGCCAUUUGUAAAAGGGCCAUUACUUCUUGCAUCAGCGUGUGUGGACCACACUCACCCGGCAAAGUUACUACCAGCCGCUACUUGUCUUGUUUUUAAGAAAAAUAGUGCCACUGUUAAAACAAGUCCUCAAUCAUAACAUAGCGGAAUAACGUUAGCUAUCAACGGUCAGAUGAAGCUCUUCGUCAGUGAAGGCAACCCGCACUGCCUGAAGGUGUUAGCUGCGUUAGAAGUGACUGGAGUUCAGUGUGACGUCCAGUAUGUCAACCACGAAGAGAGAGUGGUGCCCUUCCUUAGCCGUCCAGCCUUGCCAGCCCUGCUCCUGCCUAGUGGACUGCACCUUUUCAGCUCCAAUACAAUCUGCCGAUACCUGUUUGAAAUAAGUGGACAAGACUCCAGUGAGCGUUGCAAUCAGUGGCUUGAAUGGGAGGCCACAGAUCUUCAGCCUGCGCUGCUACAGGCCCUUCACAUGGCAGUGCUGCAUGGGAAAGGAUCAGAGGUGUCCGAGGUCCUCCAGCGUCCCCUAAACUACUUGGAGCAAAGCUUGAGCAAGGGGAACACGCCAUAUUUAACUGGGGAAGCAGUUUCAGUUGCUGAUGUUGUUUUGUGGGCUGCGCUGUAUCCUGUUUUAUCUGACUCUUCACUAGCUUGCGAACACACGUCAGUGAAGGCUUGGUUCGACCGUGGGGCUGUUCUGCACAGCUGCGAGUCUGCUGCUCAGAAAGUGCUGCAGGGAAAAGGCCUGCAGGGCAUGAAGAGCUACAUGCAGAGGCAGCCUGCCCCUCAGAGCAGCCAAAGCAGAGACACACAGCCACGCAACAGCAACCCUGCUGAGGGUGUGGAAGAUGAGCGUGCGGUUUCAGAAGAGGAAAUGGAGGCAGCUGCUCUCACCUGGAGUAAAGGCUUGAACUCCUGCCCAUUGGCUACAGACAGACAGCACCCCAUUCUGCCACACGAGGGCAAGCGAAACCUCCUUGUAACCAGUGCCUUGCCUUAUGUCAACAACGUCCCCCACCUGGGCAACAUCAUUGGCUGCGUCCUAAGCGCUGAUGUCUUCAGCAGGUAUGGCCGUCUGCGAGGCUGGAACAUGCUGUUCAUAUGUGGCACAGAUGAAUAUGGCACAGCUACAGAGAACAAGGCCAGAGAGGAGGGAAUGACACCACAGCAGAUCUGCGACAAGUACCAUGCCAUUCACUCCAGCAUCUACAAAUGGUUCCAGAUUGACUUUGACUUUUUUGGCAGAACCACCACCAAGAAGCAGACGGAGAUUGCCCAGGAUAUUUUCUGGAGACUCCACAAGCACGGUUUCCUAAUGGAAGACACGGUGGAGCAGUUGCGUUGUGAAAACUGCCAGCGCUUUCUGGCCGACCGCUUCGUAGAAGGCAUCUGUCCUCACUGCAGCUACCCAGAAGCUCGUGGUGACCAGUGUGACAAGUGCGGGCGGCUCAUCAAUGCUGUGGAGCUCAGGGAACCCCAGUGUAAGGUCUGCAGGCAGACUCCAGUCGUCCGCUCCUCCAAACAUCUUUUCUUGGACCUGCCAAAGCUAGAGCCUCAGUUGGAACAGUGGCUGGAAAAGUCAACCAGCACAGGAGACUGGACAGCAAAUGCCAAACAGAUCGCACGCUCCUGGCUGAGAGAUGGACUCAAACCUCGCUGCAUCACCAGGGACCUGCGGUGGGGAACGCCAGUGCCUCAUCCUGACUUUAAAGAAAAGGUGUUCUACGUGUGGUUUGACGCCCCCAUUGGUUAUCUGUCCAUUACAGCCAACUACACCGACAAAUGGGAAAAGUGGUGGAAGAAUCCUCAUCAGGUGGAGCUGUACAACUUCAUGGCCAAAGACAAUGUGCCCUUCCACAGUGUGGUGUUUCCCUGCUCCCUACUGGGAGCUCAGGACAACUACACUCUGGUCAGCCACCUUAUUGCCACUGAGUAUCUGAAUUACGAGGACACUAAGUUCUCUAAGAGCCGUGGUGUGGGUGUGUUUGGAGACAUGGCCAAGGACACGGGCAUCCCGUCGGAUGUGUGGCGGUUCUACCUCCUGUACGUGCGUCCGGAGGGACAGGAUUCAGCUUUCUCCUGGGCUGACAUGGCUCUGAAGAACAACUCUGAGCUGCUCAACAACUUGGGCAACUUCAUCAACAGAGCUGGCAUGUUUGUCACUAAGUUCUUUGAGGGCUGUGUGCCUGCGAUGGAGCUACAGCAGGAAGAUAAGAGGCUCCUGGCUCUGGUGGGCUGGGAGCUGCAGCAGUACAUCCAGCUCAUGGACAAAGUCAAAAUCCGCGAAGCUCUGAGACACAUCCUCAACAUCUCUCGCCAUGGCAACCAGUACAUCCAGGUCAACGAACCCUGGAAGAAGAUCAAGGGAGGAGACACAGAAAGCCAGCGUGCGGGCACAGUCACCGGAGUGUCUGUGAAUAUCGCCUGCUUGCUGUCAGUGAUGCUGCUGCCAUACAUGCCAGCGGUCAGCCAAACCAUCCGAGAUCAACUCAAUGCCCCUCAGUCUUGCGUCAAUACCAUGUUGCGAGGCACUGGCACCUUUGUAUGUUCCCUGAGUGCCGGCCACCGCAUCGGCACUGUCAGUCCGUUGUUCCAGAAACUGGAGGUGGACCAGAUUGAGGCUUUGAAGAAGAGAUUCGGUGGACAGCAGACGACAGCUCAGAGAGCUAGCAGCUCUCAGCCUGCUGCCGCUGCCGAGGUGGCGACAGUGAACGGAGUGGACCCGGAAAAAGCCAAGCAGCUCACACAGGCUGUGACUGAGCAGGGGGAGAAGGUGCGAACACUUAAAGCCCAGAAGGUGGAGAAGGCCGUGAUCACAGCAGAGGUGGCCAAACUGUUGGACCUUAAAAAACAGCUGGCUCUGGCUGAGGGGAAGAGCUCUGAGCCUGCACCUCAGAAGGGCAAGAGGAAGUGAGACAAAAAAAGGGAGCACAAAAUGAUGGAGGUUAGUGAGAGGAAGGGAAGAGUAGAAUGGUUUGAGGUAUGAUUGUGGAGAAUGGGAACAAGAUGUACACUAAGAGAGAGAUGAGGGUAUUAGCUCAAGGCAAAGCCGUGACAGGAUCUGAGACAAUGUGGUAUUGGCACCGAGGACUAAUGAAAUGCUGGAUAGGCCGACGGGGAAAUAAAAACACACAAAGAGGGAGUCAAAUGAAUACAGCUACAGAAUGGGGGAUUUUUUCCAAAUCCCUACACCAAAAGAAACUGAUUUUAUACUCUCCCUGUGAUAAAGUCAGCGUUAGGAGGGUGUGUUGCGCAUUUAAAGAUGUUUUUUAUGUCCUCUGGAAAAUUGUAUUAUUCCAUUUGCCACAAAUACCUUUUUUAUGAUCCAGAAAAUAAAUUGAUUAAGUUCAGCUAAAAAUGGUCUUUACUCUCCCCCUUUCUAAUUACCUCUAGUUUACACAAACAAAAACUAUUCAUACACAGAACAUUAAAAAGCCAAACAAAUAAACAAUACAUGACACAAAAAAAACUACACAUUUUUUCUUUCAUUGCAAAUUUGAGAUUACGAUGGAUAAAACAAAUGGUAUGGUAAAAUACAUGUAUUUGAUGCCCUUAAUGAUAAAAGCCAUGCAUAUUAUUGUACAAUUAACAAGGCAAGUGACUGCAAUGAGAACAUAACUGGAUAUGUUGGCAUUUUACAGUACAAACCAAUACAGUAUUGUGUAUAUAGAUAUAUUACAGCGUUAUAUAAAAAUAGUAAAUCAGAGUAAAACAAUGUGUGGUAAUUCUUCCACAUAUUCCCAUAUUGAUAGAAUUGAUAGAAAAGGUCAGCUUCGAAAGUAUAGCCGGGUCCUACUUACUGUAUCUAAAAUACACAUACACACAAUAGCCAUGGGUUAUAAAAAGUAAGAAAGAUUAUGAAUUCUUUCCCAAAAAAAACA
Molecule: messenger RNA, 3876 nt
Organism: Etheostoma spectabile (orangethroat darter)
Lineage: Eukaryota; Metazoa; Chordata; Actinopteri; Perciformes; Percidae
Gene: mars1
Product: methionyl-tRNA synthetase 1
Exons: 21
Coding region: 171-2909 (912 amino acids)
Biological process (GO): methionyl-tRNA aminoacylation
Cellular component (GO): aminoacyl-tRNA synthetase multienzyme complex; cytosol
Molecular function (GO): ATP binding; methionine-tRNA ligase activity
Source: RefSeq, a predicted model, not a curated record